AUGUGUGCCCGUACUCGUUGUUGGAUGGAUUUUGGGUAUCCAGGAUUUGGCCCGCAAAGAGUAUUUUUCUGGAUUGAUUCUACUAUAUUUUUCUUUUAUUCAUUUUUUCAAUUUGCAUUUUCUGGACUUUUAUUGAAUACAAUUAUCCGCCGUGAAAUAUUAAUUGCUGGAUUACAUGAAAUGUAUGCUAGAGAAUUUGCUGUUUAUUGUUUAGGGAUUGCUAUAUGCUCUCUAGCUGCUCCAAUUCAAUUUGCCUUAACUCAACAAAAACAAUAUGCUGAACAACGAAUUACGACCCAAUUCUUCAUAUUUAUUCUGAAUAUUUAUACUCAUUUUGGUCUCAACAUUUAUACACCAAUACACAUAAUAACUUUAAUUAUUUCCUUCUUUCAUUGUGCACUUCUUUUUAUGAUUUGGCAACGAUGUUGUGGAGAAGAAGCAUUAGAAAUAAAAGAAAAUAAAGGAGGAAAUAAAGAAAUAAUAAAUAAUAUAACUAAUAAUAAUACAGCUGCAACUGUAACUUUACGUUCGGCAAAGAAUUUUAAAUGAA
Messenger RNA from Meloidogyne enterolobii, 550 nucleotides. The record is from the annotation of a GenBank genome assembly. Lineage: Eukaryota; Metazoa; Nematoda; Chromadorea; Rhabditida; Meloidogynidae.